AGUCCCAGGAUGCAUCACGAGUUUCCCUGACUACAGUCACCGGGGCGAGGGAGAGGGAGCUCUCGAAUGCGGAGCCGGACGGACGGACAAACGGAACGGCGGCUGGAGGCCUGAGAACGCAGCCGCAGGGGAAGGGCCGUCCCGGGGCGCCUGGGAAGGAGACGAAGGGUCAUGGCCGAGGCGGCUCCUGCGCCGGUACCCAUUACAUUUGAUGAUGUAGCCAUGUAUUUCUCAGAACAAGAAUGGAGAACACUUGUUGAGUGGCAGAAAGAGCUCUAUAAGCAUGUGAUGAAAGCCAGCUAUGAAGCACUUAUCUUCCUUGACUAUUCAAAUUCCAAACCAGAUUUGAUAACUUUGAUUGAAAGGGGGGAGGAACCUUUCAUCAGAAAUCUAACGGAUUCACAGGAAACAAAAACUGCCAUCAAUUGCAAUGACUUGAGCCCUGAAGAACAGCUGUUUGGGGGACACCAGAGAUCUCUGCAUCCAAAAGAAGUGGAAGGCUUUUUAAGUAGCCUACAAAUUCAGAGUUCUUGUGAGCCCUUACAAGGCACAAUGGGAGAGAUUUCUGUUAUAUCUGACCAAGAAGCUUCCUCAAGAAACUUGUGCAGCAAAAACACAGGGCAUCUAAUUCCAGAAGGGCAUAGCACCCUGGAAUCAUCUUUCUAUGAGAAAAGUCCAGGUCACCAGCCACAGAAUCCCUUUGAUUGCCAGCAAAUGGCGCCAGGGCAGAGAGUGUUCUACCCCUGCUCUGUCUGUGGAAAAAGACUCUUUUCAAAGACCCACUGGGUAAAACACCAAAGACUGCAUGUGAGGACACAGUCACAGAAAUACUCGAGGAGUAGGAGGAAAAGCAGGAGGCCAUCCAAUCUCCAUUGGCAACCUAAGCUCUGUUGGGAGCAGAGGUGCUUCCAGUGCCGUAAGUGCAACAAGAGUUUUCGUCUGAAGCAGUACUUGCUCAGACACUUACUUGUGCACACAGAGAAGAGGCCCUUCCGGUGUCUGGAGUGUGAAAAGACAUAUCGCCAUAAGAGGAGUUUGAUCAACCACCAACUUGUGCACAGUGGAGAAAGACCAUUCCAUUGUCCCGAGUGUGAGAAGAGCUUCCGCCAGAAGAGCAACAUGAGGGCCCAUCAGCGUCGUUGCCACCACAGGGAGAGGCCCUUCUCUUGUGAAGAAUGUGGGAAGGGCUUUGCUGAGAAGUCUAAACUCACCAGCCACAGGAGAGUACACAGUGGGGAGAGGCCAUUCCAGUGUCCUGAGUGUAACAAGAGCUUCCACAUGAAAGGUGACAUGAAGGCUCACCAGCGCGCACACAGGAGGGACAGGCCAUUCUCUUGCAGUGAGUGUGGCAAGGGCUUCCUAGUAAAGUCUAAGCUCACCAACCACUUCAGAGUACAUACAGGAGAGAAGCCAUUCCAGUGUCUUGAGUGUGAGAAGAGUUUUCGGCUGAAGGGGAUGCUGAAGGUGCACCAGCGAGUGCACACUGGGGAGAGGCCAUUUUCUUGCAGGAAAUGUGGCAAGGGUUUCACCAAGCAGUGUAAGCUCACAGAACACAUUAGAGUACACAGUGGGGAAAAGCCAUUCCAGUGUCGGGAAUGUGGCAAGAGCUUCCGCCAAAAGGGGCAGCUGCUGAGGCACCAGCGCCUACACACAGGCCAGGUGCCCUUUGUGUGUCCUCACUGUGAGAAGACCUUCCAUCUGAAGGGUGACAUGAAGGCUCAUCAGCGUGCACACAGUAGGGAGAGGUCAUUCUCCUGCAGUGAGUGUGACAAGGACUUCACCCACCAGAGUAAACUCACUGAGCAUCUCAGGCUCCAUAGUGGGGAGAAGCCAUUCCAGUGCCCUGAAUGUGACAAGAGCUUUCGUCUCAAGGGUAUCUUGAAGGCCCACCAGUGCAUACACAGGGGAGAAAAGCCAUUCUCUUGUAGUGAGUGUGGCAAGAGCUUUACCAGGCAAUCGAAGCUCACUGAACACAGGAGAGUGCACAGUGGGGAAAAGCCUUUCUGGUGUCAGGAGUGUGGUAAGAGCUUCCGCCUGAAAGGGCAGUUGCUCAGCCACCACCGCCUACACACAGGGGAGAGACCGUUCCAGUGCCCUGAGUGUGAUAAGAGUUACCGUGUGAAGGCUGAUAUGAAGGCCCACCUGCGCUUACACAGUAGGGAGAGGCCAUUUUCCUGUGAUUGUGGUAAAGGCUUCACAAAACAGUCUAAACUCAUUGAACACAUUCGAACACACACAGGGGAGAAGCCCUUCCAGUGCGUGAAAUGUGAUAAGAGCUUCCGCCUGAAAGGGCAGCUGCUUAGCCAUCAGGGCCUUCACACAGGGGAGAGAGCUUUCCAUUGCCCCGAAUGUGACAAGAGUUUCCGACAAAAGGGACAUCUCAUUAGGCAUCAGCGCAUUCACAAGCCUGAGAGGCCAUUCUCUUGUGGAGAGUGUGGCAAAGGCUUCAUUUAUAAAUCUAAACUUGCCACUCACUUCAGAGUACACACCAAGGGUAAGUCCUGUGAUGUCCCAAGUGAAGCUGAAAGUACUCGCAAGCGUUUCCAUAUGUUUGCAUUAAUGGAGGCUGAUUGGAGUUGAGAGAGAUGUGGCAGAAUUGUGGCUGAAGUGAUGGAGGUGAUUGCCAUUUAUCUGUUCUGUUUCCUGCUUUCUGUGCUUAUCAAAGAUAUCUGUUGUGAGUUGCUUCUGCUCUCAGCUGUUAGAGUAUUGCUAUAAAUAUUUUGGUGUAUAAGAGGACUUCUUAUCAAUGACUCUCUUGGGAUAUAAGCCCAGUAAUGGAAUCUUGGGGUCAAAAGAUGUGGACAUUUUAGUCCCUUCAUUUGCAUUAUUCCAAAUCUUAUAGCACAGUGAUACUCCAUUACAUUUAUGUACCACAAUUUGAUAGGCAUCUGCUUUGUUUCCAACUUAGCUAUUACAAAAAGUACUGCUAUAAAUAUUUUGGAGUA
Messenger RNA from Dromiciops gliroides (monito del monte), 2945 nucleotides. RefSeq names its product zinc finger protein 786-like. Lineage: Eukaryota; Metazoa; Chordata; Mammalia; Microbiotheria; Microbiotheriidae. Gene Ontology annotation, biological process: regulation of DNA-templated transcription. Gene Ontology annotation, cellular component: nucleus. The transcript has 4 exons. The record is from RefSeq and is a predicted model, not a curated record. The coding region runs from base 172 to 2580 and encodes 802 amino acids.